Dentiscutata erythropus is the source of this 324-nucleotide messenger RNA. NCBI's taxonomy places the organism in Eukaryota, Fungi, Glomeromycota, Glomeromycetes, Diversisporales, Gigasporaceae. The record is from the annotation of a GenBank genome assembly.
AUGAAUCGCCAAAUUUUUCUAAUAACUUUUUUUUCAAUUUUACUUGCAUUAACUAUUAUUGCUGAUGCUCGAUGGAACAACAUGUUUUAUAAUUUUGUAGUUCUAGCAAAUCAAUUUCCUAUAUCUAAUGCUACUACCCCGCAAGAAUGCUGCAACGCAUGUGUUAACAAUCCCAGCUGCCUUCAAUGGGGUAUGGAUGGCCGUGGAAAUUGUUUUAACUAUAUGGACACAACUAAUUUGCCUUCUAUUUGUGAAAGCACGACAACCCCAGAAGUUAAUAGUGGAAAUAUUCGUUGUGGUGGUAACCAGUGUCAGACUAGCUAG